AUGAAAGCAUUCAUCUUUCUUUGCGUGGUCGCGGCCUCGGCUGCCAUGCCGACGAAGGAAGAUGGCGUGAUGGAGAAGUUUGUGUCGACCCUCAGGGACUGUGUGGAUUCGGAUACAAUGCUGUGCUUAAAGGAAAAAGCGAUGAAGUUUACUGAAAAUUUAGCCGUCUCUAAGGAAUUGAACUUAGUGGAUGGAGUCAAUUUCGCCCGCACCGGUUCUCCGCGAUCAGCCCGAAGCUACGAGCCUCUACCUGACGACCCCAAGGCCAGGGAACUGCAAGUAGAAGAGAGAAUCAUGGACAACGUCGUAGAUUUCAUGGAUAACCAUGUUCUGCAGCUCAGAAUGCCGAAAGCUUUUACAGAAGACAACUCGGUUGAAGAAGAAGGUCGCGGUAAGAAGAAGAAGAAGCUGAAGAAACUCCUCCCAAUCCUCGCUCUCAUCAAAUUGAAGUUGGCUGCUCUCAUUCCUCUGUUCCUUGGUAUCAUCGCCUUCGCUGUAUUCAAAGCCUACCUCCUCGGAAAGAUUGCUUUCAUCGCAGCUGCUUUCGGAGCCCUCAAGAAGCUCCUCGACUCAAAGAACAGCAAGAGCAGCGGUUGGUCGGAACCAGCUCAUGAAGAGCACGGUUGGGAAAGCGGUGGUGGAGGCGGCUGGGGAAGGUCCCAAGAUGCCCAGAAUAUGGCUUACGGUGCUCAUAUUAAGCAAGCUUAA
Molecule: messenger RNA, 708 nt
Organism: Leptosia nina
Lineage: Eukaryota; Metazoa; Arthropoda; Insecta; Lepidoptera; Pieridae
Source: the annotation of a GenBank genome assembly